Molecule: messenger RNA, 1116 nt
Organism: Temnothorax curvispinosus
Lineage: Eukaryota; Metazoa; Arthropoda; Insecta; Hymenoptera; Formicidae
Exons: 3
Coding region: 1-1116 (371 amino acids)
Biological process (GO): DNA replication, removal of RNA primer
Molecular function (GO): nucleic acid binding; RNA-DNA hybrid ribonuclease activity
Source: RefSeq, a predicted model, not a curated record
AUGAAUAAAGAGGUAAAUAAAGAGCCUCACCAAGGUGCAAAGGCUUGCAGUCCUGGGUAUCACAGGAGCCAGGCAGCAAAAGGAGUCAUAAGGCUUAGGGAGUCAAAUCUCUGGAAGCCGACUAACUAUGGACAUUCAAGAAUACUGGACGUGAUCAGAAAGCUGAGUGGUAACAAAAGACCAAACUUAUUGAAUAAUCCAACGGACUACUUAGUUGUCAGGGAGGACUGGGAUGAUAACUCAGUGAUAAAUAAACAUGAGACAUCAGUCUAUACUGAUGCCUCCGUAACCAAAACGGGCACAGGCAUUGGAAUCUACUCUGAGGCGCUCAAUAUCCAAAAGUCAUACAGACUAAAGAAUGGCUGCCGCGCCAUACAGGCAGAAAUCUGUGCAAUAGGGGAGGCAGUUAGGCUAAUCAGGGCGAGCGGCAAACCAUUAGGAAAUGUCAUAAUUUACUCUGACAGUCAGGCUGCGCUUAAAAGUAUUGCAUCAAAAUCGGUGAGAUCAAAGGUAGUGAUGAGUUGCCAAGAAGCACUGUCCUGGAUCCGCGGCGACGGGGUCGGUCUGCGCUGGGUCCCCGGCCACAGAAAUGUGGUAGGGAAUACAGGCGCGGACGGACUGGCAAAGCUGGGGGCGAGGGAAAGCGGUGCGGAGGUUAUAGACUCCCCACUACCACCGAUCAGUUCAUUGAAGGAUGCCAUAGAGAAAAUCACAUUGGAGAAACAAAAAGAAAUUUGGCAAAACCGGAACGAUUGCGGUAUAGCCCGAAAUCUAUGGCCCAAGAUAGACAACAGUAGGACUGGGCAAUUACUGAAACACAAGAAAAACCUGGUUCGCAUAGCGGCGGGAGUUAUCACAGGAAACUGUGCGGUCGGAGUGAACCUCCAGAAAUGGAAAAUCACAAAUGACAACUACUGCAGAGAAUGCAACGAGGAAGAAGAAACAAUUGAACAUCUGCUGUGUCGGUGCCCAGCCAUAGUAAACCGACGUUUCCAGAUAAUGGGACAGGAAUUUCUGGAUGGAUUGGAAGACGCAGCAGAGAUGGAGAUUAAUAAAAUAAUGAACUUCGCACGGAACUGGAAAUGUUUUCGGAGCGAGGUGGUAAAGAAGGGUUAA